Messenger RNA from Brienomyrus brachyistius, 1291 nucleotides. Its product is annotated as putative nuclease HARBI1. The coding region runs from base 193 to 1260 and encodes 355 amino acids. Lineage: Eukaryota; Metazoa; Chordata; Actinopteri; Osteoglossiformes; Mormyridae. The record is from RefSeq and is a predicted model, not a curated record. The transcript has 4 exons.
GGCUGUUUCACGAAGCGGGUUCAGUGAAAACUCGGAGUUAGUUGUGUGUGAGGUAAGGGAAACUCAAAGUUAUCGGUUUCAAAAAGCCAGUUGAGCCCAACUCUGAGUCAUUUACCGCGGUAACAUACCCCGUGAAGCUAACCUGCUUGCUAGCAGGUUUAAUCCCUGUAACUCUGAGUUCCUCCUCUUUAAAUGAACAGUCAGAUUGAAGCAAGUACUUUCUCAGACAUGGCGUGUCCUUUUCUUGAAAGACCGGUCGACAUCGAAGCACAAAUCAUCCGCAGGAAUCUACGUCAGGAGAGGGUGAUCAGACCCCGUUUAGAUAUUUUAUCGUUUACAAAUGAUUUUCUGUUAGAGCGUUACCAUUUUUCAUCACAGACAAUCAUUUAUCUCAACAAUAUUCUUAGCCCUCAUUUUGCUCGUCAAACACACCGUGGACAUCCUCUCAGUUCCGAGCAAAUUCUUUGUACAGCACUUCGCUUCUUUGGUAAUGGCAGCUUUCUGUACAAUAUUGGUGACGCUCAACAUGUUUCUAAGGCAACCGUCUGCCGGUGUAUCAGACAGGUUACUCUUGCGCUUAAACAUUUUCUCUACACGUUUGUGGCAUUUCCUGGUCACAGAUGUAGUAGAAUAAUCAAGGAAGAAUUCCACAGAAUUGCAGGAUUUCCAGGUGUGAUUGGCUGCAUAGAUGGCACACAUAUUCCCAUUAAGGCUCCUUCAGUAAAUGAAGGAGACUAUGUGAACAGAAAGUCAUUCCACAGUAUCAAUGUGCAGAUUAUAUGUGAUGCAGCCUAUGUCAUCAGCAACGUGGAGGCAAAGUGGCCUGGGUCUGUGCAUGAUGCCAGAAUGUUCCGUGCAUGCACACUGAGUGCUAGACUUGCUCGUGGGGAGUUCAGUGGUUACCUACUCGGUGACAGGGGGUACCCAUGCCAGCCCUAUCUGCUGACCCCAUACCCUGAUCCUGAGCCUGGCCCACAGCAAAGAUAUAACUUGGCUCACAGCAGGACCCGGGCCAGAAUAGAGAUGACCCUGGGCAUACUGAAGGCCCGUUUCCAGUGCCUCCGUGGCCUCCGUGCCACCCCAGAAAGGGCCUGUGAUAUCAUUGUUGCAUGCGUAGUCCUGCACAAUAUUGCAAUGAUGAGACGAGAAACCUGGGUUGCUGCCCCAGAGGUUGACCCUGAUAACAACCCUGACAUUCCUGUUGAUGCAACAGAUGGACAAGCUGUUCGAAACGCAAUAUGUUCUAAUCAUUUCCAGUGAAUAAGUUGCAAAUAAAAACAUAUGACAAUCA